This is a messenger RNA of Gigantopelta aegis, 4802 nucleotides long. Its product is annotated as suppressor APC domain-containing protein 2-like. NCBI's taxonomy places the organism in Eukaryota, Metazoa, Mollusca, Gastropoda, Neomphalida, Peltospiridae. The coding region runs from base 85 to 1494 and encodes 469 amino acids. The record is from RefSeq and is a predicted model, not a curated record. The transcript is spliced from 6 exons.
AACAGAUGGGUGUCAGCUUACGGCGAAGACAAAUGAUUCUUCGACAUAGGCGGCCGUAAAUGUUUUCAAAUAAUACAAUGAAAAAUGUCUAAUGUGGAAAACAGUCGUGACAGUGUACAGAAUGCAGACUCAGAAUUGCCCAAACAAUUUAUCUCCUCUUUAAAAAUUUUAUUUGAGAUUUUAGAUGAGAAUCGAAAUGGUUUUGUACGGUUGUGUGACAUUGAAUCUCGGUGGAGCGACCAAGGUGUGAAAGGUUUGCCGUUUGGUGUUAUAGAAGCACUGCGUAAAGUUACCCCUCCAAAUGGUUUACUCACUUUCAGUAGGUUUGUGUCGGGCUUAAAACUAGCACUGUUUUCUAGUAGAAGUGGUUUGGAAAAUGGUAAAAUAAAUAAAGAUGCUCAGACUGAUAAGCCAGCCGAUAAAAGCAAUCUCAAUAAACAACAGAAUAACAAUCCAAGCAACAUUUCAAGUCGAGUCACGAAGUCGAGAGAACCUUCUGUGCCUGGUGGCAGUCGAAUCCGGAAUCCAGUAUCUGCGUCUCAUGUAAAUUAUCCAGUAACGGCAGCUGUCAAACCAAACAAUGCGGCUAGCACGAAUAAUCGUAGACAGUACCCAGGUCCAGUGAGAAAUGACAAUAUUUACAGAAGCCAAGAUGUCUACCCUCCUCCCCGACCAGAACGAUCUAGACCACCACUGCAGAAAAAGUCGCUUUCUGGUUCGGACAUGGCCCCUCCUAAAUUGCCCCCUCGAGAUGUUUCUAAGAGUGACAGAGUGCUUGUCGAGCUGAAGAACUGGCAGAAAGAAUACACAUCUUUGUCAGGAUCUAAAAGUGAUAGCAAAUUGGCUCCAUCAAAUAUUUACAAGAGUGAUCCUCAUGCUAUAUAUGCUAAUAUUGAGCAGUUUCAAAAGAAAGGUGUCGAAAGUUCUCGAGAUGGUGGAGGUAACAUGGUUCAGAAACCGGUCCGUCGUCAGAACUCUGCCAGGAGACACACCCUAUCAAGUGGCGUCGACUAUAACGCUAUCAAGCGGAUGAAGCAGCUGGAAGAAGAGCGAGAUGUCCUCCUCCAGGGUCUCGAGAUGACCGAACUCUGUUGUCAGUGGUACCGCAAACAGCUGGCAGCCAUUCACGACAAGCAGAAAUACCUGGGCAAGACAAAUCUGAACGAACACUCACUGGAAGCACAUCAAGAAAGGAUGAACUUUCAGAAGUCGCGAAUUAUGGAAGUUAAUCAACAGCUAAAGACGUUGAUCGAGAGUUCAGAGAAGGGAUUUCCACUCCACAUGAAUUUGGCUGUUACUCCUCAUCAACCUCGAUUUGCAACUGAGUCGACAAUAAAAAUGCUAAAAGGCCAAAACAGACAACUUACUCAAGAAGUCACACAAAAGAGUGACAAGAUUACACAGCUAGAACGAGAGAAGGGCACUCUGAUUCGAGAACUGUUUGAAGCGCGCUGCAUGCAUAAAACAAACUAUGACGACACAACAUUCAUGUGAAUUCUACUUACUAGACGCUCUGAUCCAAGAACUGUUUGAAGCACGCUGCAUGCAUAAAAAAACUACGACACAACAUUCACGUGACUCUGUUUUCCACAUACUAUUCAUGGUGUUCAUAUACACCUACACAUCCACACCCACCGCUGUUUGACAUCACUGUACGUUUGCUAGUCUUUGAAUAUGACAGAGGGUAUAUUUAUCUGAAGACAAGAAAUAGAAAAUCUUAUGUACUUUUAUCAUAACAUGAAUUUACUUUUUUUUUAAAGGAUAUAUUUUAUUCACCCUGUAAAUCAUUUGCAAUAUUUAAAAUAUCUAUUUUAAUAUUUUUAAUUUCAUUAUAUGAUGUUGAACAUUAUUAAAAAUUUAGAUAUAUAUUAUUUAUUUUUUAAAUCUUUAAAAAAAACCCAGCUGCGAAUGAACUGUUAUUUGGUCUUUUUUAUAGGUCAAAUGUGUUAAAUUUUAUAUAAAUGUAUACAAGACAGCAUACUUAGAUGUUUUAGUGUUUUCUUGUUAUAUAUGGAACCUUUACUUAUUGUUCAUAGUGUUAGGAUGAUUCACACUAUUACACUGAUAUUACCAGAUAUGUUUAUUACCCACCUGGUGAACGUCUGAUGGUCAUACAAAGUUUGUAUGCACCACUAGGUGCACAUUAGUUACUAAGUGACAUCGUUUCAGUAAGUGACGUCACCUUCCCUUAUAGCAUCUCUGUGCAUUCGCAUGUCUCCAUAAGUUGGAAGUACUUGUCAGAUUUUAAGUUAUUUGAAGGUGACUAAUAAAUAAAAUACCACUCAUUUUCGCUAGAUAUCAUUUUUAUGAAACUUGUGGCCUUCCCUUGGUAUCAUACAUGGGAAGUUCACUUAUUUUGUAAAACAAAUAUGUAGCAAAAACAAGUGUACAACUUACUUGCAUGCUUACAUUAAAAUUAGAAAAAAACUGUAUAUAUCUGAAUCUGUAACUCCCAAUGAAUUGGGGAAAAGUGUUAAAGGACAAUUGAAUUAAAACCUUGUAUCCAUCAAUUUGUUAAUAUAAUGAUGGAUUGUCUAUUUCUUUCCAGUGCAAAAUGAAUCAGCAAAGCCUUUCACACAAAAGUUUGCUAUGUUGGGGUGCGGUUUUUUCAUAUCCAGUGUAUCUAAAAGAAAUAAUAGAUAAUCCUGUGAUUAAAUUGAAAAUAUUUAUUAAUAUCUAUACAAACAAACUCAUAUUUUGUUUUGAAUUAUGUUUUUGUUCUAGAUAAUACAAAGUACGAAAUUAAUAUAAAAUUAUGUCAUCAGAUUUGUCAUUCCAGACAUGAUUUUUACAUUCAUUGAAAAAAUUAACAAGCCAGCAUUGUUACAACUGGAUCAAAUGAAUAGCUUUAAAUUGUAAUGAAUAUAAUCAAAAUUUAAUUCUAUAAAAAUUAAGAAAUUUCAGUUAUAAUUUAUUUUUUUCAUACCCUGAUGAACAUCAAGAAAGAACAGAGAAUCCAUUUUUAUAUUUACAAUGGUUUCCAUUAUUAAAUUACAUGCAUAGCAGACUUACUUAUUGUGAGAAGAAAUACGGAAUUACUGGUGAUGGCUGUCUUUAGUUGUAAAGGUACUGAUGGAACUAAAUAAAGGAUCACACAAAUAGUAAUAGCAAUUGUUUUAUAUUACGACACACUCCACUAAUAGCAAAUGUUUUAUAUUACGACACACUCAACUAAUAGCAAAUGUUUUAUAUUACGACACACUCCACUAAUAGCAAAUGGUGACUGCAACCAAAAAGCCUCAAUCCACAGCAUUAGACGUUGACCACGUUGCUAGUAGUCAAUUUGACACUACAUCCAAUAUUACAACUUUGUAUGAAAUGCACACAUUACUACGCUAGUUGUAAAUUAAAUCUGGUCUACAAUUUCACGUGUCCCCAGGUUUCUUCCAUCAUUACGCUAUUUUCUUUAAGUGGAUUUUUGCUCCAAUACCUUGAAAAAUGUUUUGUUAUUAAAUGUCACUCCCAAAUUGAAUCUUAGUAUUGAAUAUUUGAAAUAAGACCUAUAAUAUAGCUGAAUAUGUGUAUGAUCCUGUAUGUACUUUUUAUAUAUCCAUAUUUUUAAAUACCGACUUGCAUGAUAUCAAGAAGCUUUCCAAAGGCUUUGUAUGUGACACGGUGCUCAAUAGAAAUUCACAGGCUGUUUAUAGUAUUUCAUUUUAUACAGCAUUUUGUUGUAGGAUGAAAAUAUUUAUAUAAAAUUUAUUAUUUGUUUUGUAUUAUUGACAUUUACACUAGUUACAUACGGUAAAGGGGUUUAAGUCGUGUCAAUACCUGAACAUUAAUAGUGUUUUUAUUAGAGAUUAUUUAAGAUAGAUAUUAUGUUGAAUCGAUCUGAAAUGCAAACACAUUUUUAUAAAAGUAGAUUUUUAUUAAUUUUAAAAUAGUUUGGUUUUACUAUAUUUAAUUACAUACAUUGUCAUUUUCACGAAAAGACUGUUUUUAAUUUACACACAUCAGUUCCAUUUGCUUCAUAAACAAGUUUUUAUCUGCCUUGUUUUAAGCCACAAUUAUUUUAACACAUUUUAGAUUUUAUUUUUCUUGAAGUCAUAGAUAAGGCAUAUGUAUUUAUAUAUUGCAUACAAUCAUAUUUUCAUGUUUUAAAAUCAUUAUACACAUGUAGCGUAGUAGUCUAUAGGAAAAUGCACAUCAAAAGCUUCAUUGCUGCUUUUUGGCAGGCAUAGCCUGUGUGGUAGAACACGGUUUCUUCUCACGGGCUUGAUUUGUUCAUAAAUUCCUUUCUAUACAGUAGUAGUUAAAAAUAUUCCAAACAGCAAUAAUUAAAAUUGUGCAGAAUGUUUCCAAGCUCUCAUGUUUGAACAGAAUUUGUCUCCAUUGUUAAAGUCUUCAUCAUAUACCUUGUUGGUCUUGUUAAUGGUCACUUCUAAACUAACCUUGUUGGUCUUGUUAAUGGUCACUUCUAAACUAACCUUGUUGGUCUUGUUAAUGGGUCACUUCUAAACUAACCUUGUUGGUCUUGUUAAUGGUCACUUCUAAACUAACCUUGUUGGUCUUGUUAAUGGGUCACUUCUAAACUAACAAGGUAGUAAUCGUGUUUUCCCAUUGCUCAAAACCGUGUGAGGUAUGGUCAGGAGGCAAAGUACAUGCUAGACUGGUUUUUGCACAUCAUUUCAUUAAAUUAAUGUGACAGAAGAGAUAUACUAUCAUAAGCCACUACUUUCAGAAUAAAUAUUUAUUUUAUUAGCAGAUUAAAGGGACAUUCCUGACUUUGCUGCAAUGUUUAAGAUGUUAUCAACUAACAGAUACUUUUUGAUGACUGUAAUUACACAGCAAAUAUAUUUUUC